AUGAUAUCUUUUUCAAAAAAUUUUAAUAAUUUUAUAUCAAAAUGCAGAUUUUAUACUAAAAGCAAUAAUAUAUCAGAAUUAAAUUCAUUAUUCCCAAAAAUAGAAUUUAUCAAUAAUAAUGAAACAGAGCAACCUUUUUACAGGUUAAAGAAACCUUUAGAUGUUGAAGUACCAAGAAUUGGUUGUAAUCCUUUAAAGAGAUUAGAUAAAAAUUUAACUAGACCAAUUAAACAACUUUUAAUAGUUUCAAAUGAUGAAAACAAUAAAAAUGAAUGUUUUAAAUUUAUGACUCAAAUUGGUGAUUUAAAAUUAUCACUUGAUAUAAAUUCUUUAUUUUUUGAUAAUAAAGAUAAUUCAAAAUUAAUUUUAAACUCUGUUUUAAAUCAAUUAACAAAAAUUCCAAUAAUUAUUAGUAAUGAUAGUAAUUCCUCUGAUAAAAUUAUUGAAUUUUUAGAGAAUGAAUCAAAUCCAAUAUUUCCAUUUGUAGUUCUAAAUUCACCAAAUAAAGAUAUUAAAAAAUUUAGAAAUUUAUCAGAUACUUUUUUAAUUUUAAAAAAUAAUAAUAAUAAAAGUAACAAUAUAAAUUUAGUGGAAACAAUAAUUUUAGAUUCAAAUAAUAGUAAUGAUAAAAUUUUAGAAAUUAUUAAAAAAAGAUUUGAAGAUGAAAUGUAA
Molecule: messenger RNA, 672 nt
Organism: Dictyostelium discoideum AX4
Lineage: Eukaryota; Evosea; Eumycetozoa; Dictyosteliales; Dictyosteliaceae
Exons: 3
Coding region: 1-672 (223 amino acids)
Source: RefSeq, a predicted model, not a curated record